Hippoglossus stenolepis (Pacific halibut) is the source of this 1572-nucleotide messenger RNA. RefSeq names its product retinol dehydrogenase 14b (gene rdh14b). The record is from RefSeq and is a predicted model, not a curated record. The coding region runs from base 94 to 1065 and encodes 323 amino acids. The transcript is spliced from 2 exons. Lineage: Eukaryota; Metazoa; Chordata; Actinopteri; Pleuronectiformes; Pleuronectidae.
GCAAUUACUUCCGGGGUCAUUUUGUAACUUGAACACAUAACACACCGUAACACCCUCCUCGUCCCCGCUGACCUGUCUCCGGUCCCCGCGUCCAUGUCCACCGCGGUGCUGAUCGCCGCUGUUGUCGGCGGAGGGGUCCUCGUCCUCAUGCGCCGCUUGUUUCCCGUGAAAAAAGCCGGCAAGCUGCUCCGGUAUGCGGCCGGCACGAUGCGGGGGAAGACGGUCAUCGUGACCGGGGCUAACAGCGGGAUCGGGAGGGCCCUGACCGCGGAGCUGCUGAAGCUCCAGGCCCGGGUCAUAAUGGCCUGUCGGGACCGGGGGAGCGCGGAGGAGGCGGCCCGGGACAUCCGGAGGACGGCUGGAGCGGAGCAGGGGGAGGUGGUCGUCAAACACCUGGACCUCGCUUCUCUUGGGUCAGUCCGGAGGUUUUGUGAGGAGAUUUCUCAGGAGGAGUCCAAGAUUGACGUGCUCGUCAACAACGCAGGACUCUACCAGUGUCCCCACAUGACGACGGAGGAUGGUUUCGAGAUGCAGCUCGGUGUGAAUCACCUGGGUCACUUCCUGCUCAGCCACCUCCUGCUGGACCUCCUGAAGACGUCAGCUCCCAGCCGCAUCGUGGUGGUUUCCUCGAAGCUCUACAAGUACGGCCACAUCAACUUCGAUGACCUGAACAGCGAGAGCGACUACAACAAGGCCUCCUGCUACAGCCAGAGCAAGUUGGCCAACCUGCUGUUUACACUGGAACUGGCUCGUCGGCUGGAGGGCACGGGGGUCACGGUCAACGCUCUCACCCCGGGCAUUGUGAGGACCAGGCUCGGCCGGCACGUUCAAAUCCCUCUCCUGGCAAAGCCGCUCUUCUACCUCGCUUCGCUGAUCUUUUUCAAGAGUCCACUGGAGGGGGCCCAGACUCCCCUCUAUCUGGCCUGCUCCCCAGAGGUGGAGGGAGUGUCGGGGAAGUGUUUCGCUAACUGCGAGGAGGAGGAGCUGAUGGCCAAAGCUACAGAUGACCAGGCAGCUAAGAAACUGUGGGACAUAAGCAGCAGGAUGGUUGGACUCACUGACUAAGCACAGCCCUGCUCUGCUGACGGUUCCUCAGGGGACUCAUGCUUUCUCGGACAAGAUAAUUAAUCCCCGGCAGCUUCACGUUGACUGUACGGGGAGAGAUGGCUUGUGUAAAGACCAGUUGCCACCUUUGGGAUAAAAUAAUUAAUGGCCUGACAUUAUGUCAUCUUGUAAUAAGUGUGUAAAUUAAGUCUAUUUGCUGAAGUGUGCUUAGAGUAUGUUGCAGAGAGCUGAUGAGAAGUGAAAAAUGAACCUGUAAAAUUGAUGGCCUUCUAAAGAGUGGACAAGAGUUACUGUCUUACUUUUCACCUCACUAGAAAGACAAGGUAUAGAUAUACUCCAGAUGUGUUCCUUGAGAUGCUGCUGCUGCUGAAGUGUGGCUCCCUCCUGUGGAUGGAUUCAGUCUCAUAUGUAAAUCCUUUCUUACCCCAGAGAGAAGUGAAAGGAUAUGAAGCAAUAAUCUAUAGUGUGAAAUUCAGAUGCACAAGAAUAAAUACAAGAAAAACUCCA